GCCGCAGUCACCAUUCUGUCCAUCGCCACGUCGCCCAUGGGCCAUAGCAUAGGUAGGAGCUGAGACAGCCUUCCAGCCUUUUCUCUUCCCCUCGGCAGAAGUUCCAUGUUUCCCCAUUUUCCGCCGCUUCCUCCUCUGCUCCAGGAAUAGCGAAUCGUCGGGGUGGGAGAGGGAAGAUCGAAAAUUUCCAAGCUUCACAAGCCCACUCCCACCACUGCUGAUUGGUUUCUGGUUUUAUUCCCCUGAAUUCUGCCAAAGAUGAGCUCCGAGUCCAGGGAGCUUCUCGGAAUCGACCCCAGCGAGCUCCGGUUUACCUUCGAGUUAAAGAAGCAGAUAUCAUGUUCGCUACAUCUAACAAACAAAACAGAUGAAUACAUGGCCUUUAAGGUUAAGACAACGAGCCCAAAGAAGUACUGCGUCCGGCCAAACAAUGGCAUUGUGGCACCACGAUCCACAUUCGAUGUUCUUGUAACAAUGCAAGCGCAACGGGAGGCGCCCCCAGAUAUGCAAUGCAAGGACAAAUUCCUUGUGCAAAGUGCCAUAGUGAGCAAGGACAUCACACCGAAGGAUAUCACCGGAGAAAUGUUUACCAAAGAAUCAGGCAAUGUGGUGGACGAGGUGAGGCUGAAGGUUGUUUAUGCCCCACCAUCGCAACCUACAUCUAUAAACGAGGGGUCUGAUAAGGAAAAUCUGGGCAGUCUGAGUUAUCAAGAGACAACAAGAGAAUCUAAAGAACCAGACAGAAUAAUCUCUGAGUCCUUGGCUUUGAUUUUGAAGUUGAAUGAGGAGAAGAAUUCUGCGAUUCAACAGAACCAUAAGCUUCGAGAGGAACUGGAUCUCCUAAGGCGGGAUAUGAGCAGGCAGAUCAGCGGUUUCUCAGUAGUUUUUGUGCUUGCGGUCGCUCUUCUGGGCAUCUUACUAGGUUUUUUCAUGAAGAGAUGAGCUUGUGUAACCAUGUAGCUUAUUUUGGUGCUCUGCCAAGGCCUGAGUAUCAUCGGCGUUCUCGGUCGUGUUAGCCAUCUGUAUAACUCAUGGUCAUUUAUCUUAGGAUCUGAUGCUCCUUGUAAUUGUCUAAUUCAUAUUAGCUAUGCUAGCCAGUGAAUAAGCCAUUUCAUCCUAAACUCUUGAUCUGUAAGCUUGUUUAGUGACCUUUGGUUUGGCCUAUUCGCUUAGGAAAAUAUUAUGGCUAAUUAUUUGCAUCUUCCGGUACCUGUAAACAGAAAUAGCUGCUUUGAUACUAUGGCUUGUCAUACAUCCGUACAUAUGUUGUACGUUUUCUGUAUUCUGUGUACUCUGGAGUAAGAACAAUAUUAAAGUUUGUUUUCUGCUUUGCUUA
Brachypodium distachyon (stiff brome) is the source of this 1336-nucleotide messenger RNA. Its product is annotated as vesicle-associated protein 1-2. The coding region runs from base 259 to 942 and encodes 227 amino acids. The record is from RefSeq and is a predicted model, not a curated record. NCBI's taxonomy places the organism in Eukaryota, Viridiplantae, Streptophyta, Magnoliopsida, Poales, Poaceae. Gene Ontology annotation, biological process: endoplasmic reticulum membrane organization. The transcript has 8 exons. Gene Ontology annotation, cellular component: endoplasmic reticulum membrane; plasma membrane.